AUGGUGUAUGUGGCAUGCUCGACUGUGACCGUAACGAAAUGCCAAGCAGCCCUUCGUACUCUACAAGCUUUCCCCUUCUUCAAGCCGACUUGUCUCUGUCGAGAGCCUCACGUGGAUCCCGACUGCAAUUCCUUCAGGGACUUCCUUUUCGAUCAUCCUUGCGUGUUCGUUAUGAAGAAAGAGAAAGAUCCUUAUCCCGUAGAUGCGCUGCCAACAUGUAAUCACGCCCUCUCGGUCUGCCAACAGGAACAUAAAUGUAUCAAACUGUACGAGGAUUUCAAAGCCAACUGCAAAGUGCGAGAUAACAGAUGUCGCAUGGACGACAGGGAUCUUUGUUACCAAGCGUGGACGAACCUCAGAAAAUCCCCGAUGUUCGGAUGUAUAUGUCCGAAUAAUCAGAUGAAAAAAAGAUGUGACCGUAUUUUCAGCAUGGUGAACCACAAUCCUUGCGUAGAUAGUGUAAGCAGCACCGGCACCAGCUCAAUCCUAGGCACAAACACAAGCGUAGUCGGCACAGUGUUUGACUCUCACUUGGUAGAAGGAUAUCUCGUCCCUUCUACGCCGACAUCUUCAGAGAUCGACGAAACGGAAAGUAUGGCUUCAGACAAUACGUCUGCCUCGUAUGCCGACGAUCUAGGCAAUGCCAUAGUCGAAAACCCGCUAGUGGACGCGGUUAAUGGUCAAGAGGCUCACGCUGGCUACGACCACGUAAGCGUGAGCGUCUUAAAGAACAAAGAGAAAUCUUCUAUGAGUCAUAAUGUCCACCGUCUUUACCCGGAAGAGGCCGAAAAUGCACUCGUAGAGCCUUCUGUUAUUCACCAAAAGUAUCCAA
Messenger RNA from Leptinotarsa decemlineata (Colorado potato beetle), 832 nucleotides. It is a transcript of the gene Gfrl, whose product is annotated as Glial cell line-derived neurotrophic family receptor-like. Gene Ontology annotation, cellular component: signaling receptor complex; external side of plasma membrane. Gene Ontology annotation, biological process: nervous system development. Gene Ontology annotation, molecular function: signaling receptor activity. Lineage: Eukaryota; Metazoa; Arthropoda; Insecta; Coleoptera; Chrysomelidae. The record is from RefSeq and is a predicted model, not a curated record.